Serinus canaria (Common canary) is the source of this 3629-nucleotide messenger RNA. RefSeq lists its product as uncharacterized. Bases 1 to 738 code for a protein of 245 amino acids. The transcript has 5 exons. NCBI's taxonomy places the organism in Eukaryota, Metazoa, Chordata, Aves, Passeriformes, Fringillidae. The record is from RefSeq and is a predicted model, not a curated record.
AUGGCCUCGCCGGGGAAGAGGCAGCGGCGGAGGAAGAGGCGGGAGGCUGGGCGGGCCUUGGAGGUAGAUGCUCAGGAAAAGGAGGAUUCUGUUAAAAGCCCAGACAGUGUGGAAAGACUGGCACGAAAAUACAUGCAGAAGUGCACAGUGGAGUCAAGCACAGAGUCUGAGUCUGAAUCCAGGGCAGAGGUUGUGCCUAGCCCACUUGCUGGAGGACCCAAGAAAGCAAAGGAAUCCAGGGGACUACAAUUUUUAGAUCCUUAUGAUGGUGAUUCAGAAGAUGCAGCUGUUCACACUGACUGCGGUAUAAAAGAUGCACCAUGGAUAAACAGUGCCUCAGAAGCAGUGCCUUUGGAGGAUGCUGAUACUUCAGAAGAUGAAGAAUCCUCCCCUAAUCCUCCACAUGUCAGAGAAAUUCAGGCAGUCAAUGACUGUAAGGCAGCCCUGGAGCUUCCUGGCCUGGAGAAGGAUCUGUGGCAGUCACCGGAGCCGCCUCCCAGCACACAAGCAUUUACCCCCACGGGGCUGACACCUGACCACGCCUUACCGAGGGUUGUUAACCCUUCAGUCUCCGCGGAUCUCCCUGCAGUCCCGGCUGACCCUGCUCCACAGCCCCUGCUAGCAGCUCACUGUGAUGGCACAAUGGCCGAGCAGCCCAUAAUUAAAAGAAAACAAGGGAUUCCUGCUCCAGAGGGUGCUAGUGAAAAACUAAAGAGAAAGAAACUCCGUGCAACAUAAUCUAAGGGAUGAAUAAAUAACUGGACAGACUGUUCUGAAGGAUCAUUCCGGUAGAGAUUUCUUUUGCAGUGUGUACCUGAACUAACCAGGCUGCCUCAAGCCUGUUACAAAUGCACUGCACUGUACAGUAAGCUCUGAGAUCCACCCAAAAAACCGAAUAAAAAAAGUUGUGUAGCCAUUCCAGUGGAAAUUAGUAAAGGUAUAUCUAGAGCAUGACAGGCUCGGUGCCCAGGUCCUCUGGAAGCAGCAGCCCCAGCUCCUGUGUGCAGUACCUGGAGGCAGCUGCUCAGUUUCAGUGUAAUUUCACCAACACUGACAAGGGUUUGUCGGAGGGAAAGAAUGACCCCUUGGCUGCCAUUAUCUUCCAACAGCUAUGGCUCGUCUGGCACCUGCUUCAUCUCAUGUUUGGCUCCUGCUGUGUCUGACCUCCCUCCAAGAGGUGAACUGUACAGGUUUGACUACCAACAGCUGAACUGACUGCAACUACUGGCAAUCCAGAACUUAUUUUCUCCCUCAAAUGGGGAGAAAUGGUCUAGUUGCUGUUAACACAGCUGCUCCUUCCUUGUUUGACCAAUGUUUUGGGCAGUUUCUGUGUAGCUGCCAGAAUAGUGUUUACAGUGUGAUGUGGAAUGCAUUAGCUCAGAACUGUUUGGUGAAAGAAACCAUUCAGGAGCUGCAGGAAUGGUGCCCACAGAUAGGAGGCCAGUUAGGGAGCAAAAACUGUCUCUCUGAUCUCCCUUUCCUGUAUGGUAAUUUCUUUAAUCGGGUUUAGAAUCUGGGUAGUCCAUUUGUGUGGGAGGGGAACUACGGACUAUGAAAGUAUAAUGCUGGCUUGAAGGAUGUUAGUACCAGCAACUUGUGGAAGCAUUUGUUUUGUACAACUGGCAGAGAUUUUUUUUUUUUUUAGUUUCCAAUUUCUUUCAUAGGAUGGAAAGCCACUAAAAACAUUUAUUUAACUGCUAACAUUGUACCCUUCCACCCGUGUAUUUAUUUUAUUAAAGCAACUUUUCUUUCAUCCUUAUUCCCCCAGCUGGAAAUGGUUUUUAAUUAGCUUGGAACAUAUGUGGUUAAACAGUGAGUUUCAGAGGCCUUUGCCCCAAGACAGAAGCUGCUGUGGUUGCUCCAUGGCUUGUCCAGAGGCAAAGAUUGCUGCAGUGAAAACUGUGAAGUUAACUGAAAAAACCCCAAACAAACCAACUACCAACCACUUGCAGCUAUAGAUCUGUGUGUAUGGCAACUAGGCUAUAGCUCUCUCUGGAAUGAAGAUGUGUGAAAAGCUUAAGAAUACAACAUUGUGAGGCAGCCAACCCCCUCAUUUUAAGUCCUAGCUAUUAGACACUCUAGCUCUCAGCCCCAUCAGCUGAGGCUAAAUAAAACUGAAACCCCUGACUUUCAAAUUGCAGACAAAAUCCCUAAACUCACCUAAAGAGGAUUUCACUUAAAGCAGCUGUUUCACACAGCAUGGAGAAAACACAACAGGAGAGGAAGGAAGGAAGUGGAAAGGUAAGCCACAUAGGACAGUAUCUACUCGUUGGAAUACAUUUAUUCAGUAUGAGAAUCCAGACGUGGAUUAACUUGUGACCUGAAAUUGUACCUUUUGUUAAUUCAGGCCUAAUGCAGAAGUUAACAUAAAAGAGCUGAAGAGUUUGGGAAGCUCAAGCUCUAGGAUAGUUGAGACUCUUGAUCUCCCCAUCAGUGCUUGCCAAUAGGUAGAACUGGUUUAGACAGAGUUUUAAUAGUAGCUGUAGGCGGUACCACAGCCCAAGUCUCUGAGCUGGGCACAAACAGCAGCUGCUGAAAGGAAGGUGCAUGUUCAGUGGAACUGCCAACAGCCAGCUCUUGAUUUGAGCUAACUUCAUACUGCAGCUGGUACCCAGAGCAUGCUGCUAGCAGGAGGUGCUUUUUUCUGAACAAUAUAAUUGAAACUAUGCUGGAGGCAGUGAUACUAGUUCCAGAGAUAUUCUGGUGCUGGAAAGCAAAGUCUCUCAUAGAGGCUGAGACAAAGCAAAGGCAUUACAGCUACAACUCAUCCUGGAUCAUGAUGUGUGUAGUUCUCAUCUCUGUUCCUCACAACUGGGAAAACUGCACAAAGAUUAUUAAACUGCACGUGAUUCACUGGUCUGGGAUUCAUGCUCAUGUAAAGUAACAAAACCAGGACAGUUUAAUCUCAAGGAUUAACUUUGCAAAACAGUAGGGAGAGGGCAGACAGCAGAAUUCUGUUUUAGUAAACAGCAAGCACUGACCAAAACAAGUAUGUGAGGCAGGCUGAGAUAGCAAUUUUCCUUCUCAGUCCAGGCUUGUAUUAUGGAACCCCUGAUCACAGAAAAAAUAGUAGAGCUGAUUAAAGUCACUGCUUUCACUGGGGAGGAAGGGGCUCCCAGGAUUUCAGUUUUGGGAUUAAAAAGCUGAGUACCUGCAUUCUUCAUACACAUCUUUGAACACUUGACUUCAGCCACUGUCAGAGAACAGCUGUUCUGAGAGGAUGGUCAGAAACGUAGAAAUGCUGAGCCAAUGAAUUCAGGAUCAGAAAAAGCAAACAAAUGCCCAAACCAUUACAACAACCCAAGCAAUUAGCAGGAACUCUCUGCUUUCCUAAUUUAGUAACAGUUGGUCACAUGUGAGAGUCUCAAAUAAUAUUGUAACUCCUUGUGUAAGCAUUUAAUAGCCUCCUCUUGGGUUACUGAGACAUAAAUCUGGGGACAUAUUUCACCAUAAAAGCAGCUUGAGAAAGAGGAAGCUCUGUGGUCAAUAGGACAGGGUUUAGUUCAGGAUGCUCCAGCCUCUCAAUGCAUUGUAGCAAGUUACUGAGUAAGACUCAGUCCAUUGCAAUUAAUUAAUGCAAUGGCCUGAAAUGUCACAGCAGAUGUCAGGUUUUGUGUCUUACUGCACUA